UCGUAUCGAAGUCAUAAUUUUGGUCAUGUUUCAACACACUUUAGGUCAAUAUCACACCGGAAUUCUCCUUUAAGCCUCUCACUAUGGCAUUGCCAGCCUACAUUCGUGACACCACACAUGUCCUGUCCAUCCUAGUGGAAAUCUGUAAAGGAAUCUUUAGGAAGUCCACGGACAGGAACACUGUCACAGGCCGAUAGUUUUCAUCCUAGCACUCUUAUUUCAAAUAUCCCCUAUGGUCAGUUUCAAAGACUACGCAGAAUCUGUGACUCUGAUGUGGACUUCGAUGUAGGCUACAGGCCGAGGAUAUGUGCAAACGUUUUCAGUAUAGAGGGCAUAAGAAAAAAAGACCUAAAUUCAGCCCUGGACAAAGCAAAAUCAUUAAACAGGAAGGAUUUGUUCAAAAAAUCUCACCGAAAAAGGUACAUCCAAUAAUAAGAUCUUUUUCUCUACACAGUAUGGCUCUAUGGGUUUUGACAUUAGACGGGUAAUCAGAAAAAAUUGGAACAUACUACAUAGUGACCCUAAUUUAUGCCCAGUGUUUUUAGAGCCUCCAAUGUUCUCCUUCAGGAGGGCACCCACUCUUAAGGACAAACUAAUGAGGAGUCACGUCCCUCCUUCUAGACCUUCUUCAUGGCUUCAGAGACCCAAGGGCACAUACUGAUGUGGCUCAUGUAAUCAUUGUGACAAUGUUGCCCGUCAAAGUUAAUAUAUUGAUGUGUUUACCCAAACAUUUUAUUGUAAGGACUUUGCUAAUUGUAACACCACACAUGUUGUUUACAGACUUGAAUGUGAGAGUGGGUGUUUCUAUGUGGGGCGCAGUAAGCAAAGACUCCAAUAGCGUUCUGCAGAGCAUAAAUACGUCAAAAGAACUCUACAUUUCAAAGAGGCUGGACACACUGAUCUGAAAAACUUGAAAGUAAUGGUCAUUAAAGUAAUUUCUAGGAAUGUAAGGGGUGGAGACAGGCUUCAACGUCUUCAAAGGGAGACCUGGUGGAUCGUAAAACUCAAGGCCACCACCUUCCCAGGUCUAAACGAUGAUGUGGAUUUUUCACCUUUUCUAUAGGGCUUUUUAGUAAUGAUGGUAUGUCUGUUCUAAUGCUCUAUUGGUUUUGUUCUUAGGCAUAUCAUAGUUAGUAUGUCUUUGUGUAUAAUAUAAUUUAAUAAUAAUAUUUAAGUGCAGGAAGUAGCUUUGUGCAAACACUAUCUGCAUACAAUUAACUGUGUUUUCCUUGCGGUCCCUGGGACAGCUCAGUAUAUUUGGUUGUGAUGAGAUAAUUAGUAUCUCCAAUUACCUAGUCAUUGUUGUUAAGGUUUGGGUGUAGGACUUAGGUCAUGUGACCAUUCCUACACCUCUCUACCUGGUAAAUGUGCUCACCUGUGUUUGUCUAGCAUGCUGAUGAAAACUGUAUGGUAGAAACGCGUUGGCAUGUAACCAAUGCUUUUUAUAUUUAUCAGGACUGCCUCAAUUUGUCUGUUUUUUCAACGAUAGCCUCACACUUUACAGUUUCUGAGUGUUUAGAUACACAACACGUCAGACAGCACAGAUCUCAUGUCGAAGCUGACUCUGAAGUGCAGGUGUGCCUGCAGGUGAAUGAAACUGGGAUUUUCAAGGUCAUGAGGCGCUGGUGUAAAGACCCUUGCUUAAGGUCGCCACUUUGACCUUGGAGACAUCUAUGUCAGUGUGGAGUUGCAUUGCCUGAAGCCAGACGCGUGGCGUUUUAUUAUGAGCCUGGUGGCGGAGAGAGGCGUGCGUUAGGCUGCACAGAUAACCUGUCAGUGUUGCAGCCUUGUCCUUGCUGGUGGCGGGGUCAUUAUCUUGAUCAUCUAAAUUGCCCCCUAAAUUGGUCACAUGACCUGCAUCACAAAGGGUCCAGUCUUUUUGCAUUGAUUGAACUUAUCUAAAACGACUCAAAAGGAUGAAAUGGUUUUAGGACAAAAAGAAAACAACAGGGAGAUUGUAAAGAUAAGGCCUGGGGAUAAUUAACAACAGAUUCGGACGAGGAGAACUUACUGUAAUACUCCCGCAUCGAUUGGCUGUCAGGGGGGUGGAGGUGUGUGUGUGUGUGUGUGUGUGUGUGUGUGUGUCCAUAACGGAUGAACAGUGCCGUGUGUGUGUGUGUGUGUGUGUGUGUGUGUGUGUGUGUGUGUGUGUGAGAGAGAGACCUUCCCUAUAAAAGGUGGCUGCAGGUCAGGGCAGUUCUGUGUUGGGGUUAGGGUUAUGACUGUGCUGCUCUGCUGUGAUGGAUGUCUCUCUGGGCUGUGUGCUGUCACUCUUCUGGUUGCUGGGCGCGUCCCCGGCAUGGGCUCUGGCGGACUCAGAUGCUGAGGAGACUCAGCCGUCGUCAUCGGCAACCCUCCUGCAGGCUCUGCACUGCCCGCCCUGUGAGCGGAUCCACUGUUCUCCGCUGCGCACCCUCCAGCUCACGUGCAAGGGCGGCGUCACCACGGGGGUGUGCGGCUGCUGCCCCACCUGUGCCAGGCAGGCGGACGAGAGCUGCGGGGGCAGCUGGGACUACCUGGGCAAGUGUGACCAGGGCCUGGUUUGUGUGAUCGAGGGGGCCGAACACGACACUGCACGCAAAGGUGGCAUCUGCAAGUCAGUGCUGGAUGUGGACACCUGCCGACCGGACUGCACCUGGGAGUUCUGUCAAGCCAACCCGCAUGAGAUCUGCUCCGGCAGGCAUGUGUCCCUGGGGAAGCAGGACUGUCAGGGCUCCUGUCAGCACACAUCCUGCUCCAGCUGCCUGGUCCUGCAGCCGCCCCGCUGCCCCCAGUCCUGCGGCACCACCGACCCGGCCUGCCUGCAGAACUACGGCCGCUGCGUCAGGCGCCACCUGGCCCACACACACCACCCCCCCACCUGCCACCAAACCCUACAGAGCAACUUUGAGGGCUACUUCUUGUGUAUGGUGCCUCCCUGCCUGAACACGGUCAAAUGAUCAACUUCCUCUUCAAGGGACCCCAGCAGACAACGUUUCAGAAGAAUGUAGCAUGGACCAAGAUGGCAGCUUUGUAAAAUUUGUUUGAACUUUACAAGUGUGAUUAUAGUUGUUUGUUUGUUUCUGUGUAUCUUAAAAAAUCUGUCUUAGAAGUCCUACAUUGUGAUUGCAAACACAUGUAGGCUACAGGCUAAUUUGAUGGAAAGUUUUAAAAUAUUAAAACUAAAGUGUAAAGUAAUUUCAUGUUUUUUUUAUUAUUAUUAUCCAUUGCACUUUUCUAAAUA
Alosa sapidissima (American shad) is the source of this 3223-nucleotide messenger RNA. RefSeq names its product IGFBP domain-containing protein. Gene Ontology annotation, cellular component: extracellular region. Bases 2241 to 2939 code for a protein of 232 amino acids. Gene Ontology annotation, molecular function: insulin-like growth factor binding. Gene Ontology annotation, biological process: regulation of signal transduction; regulation of cell growth. Lineage: Eukaryota; Metazoa; Chordata; Actinopteri; Clupeiformes; Clupeidae. The record is from RefSeq and is a predicted model, not a curated record. The transcript is spliced from 4 exons.